AUGCCUGGUGGGUACAAAGGUGAAUAUGGGGACAACGUGGACCCGAUGCCCCUCCUGGCUCCUCCAGAAAAGGAGAGGAUGGAGGCCAGGAGCAAGCCUGAUGACAUCGAAAGCUCCUGCUGGGUCAAAGAGGAGGAGGAGGGCUUCCUUGCUGAGAUCCAGUCUGAGCAGGGCAACCAGGUCACCAUGAAGAUGGUCACCAACCAGACUGUCACUAAAAAGAAGGAUGAUGUCCAGCAGAUGAAUCCACCUAAAUUCUGCCAGACAAGUGACAUGGUGGACAUGACCUUCUUGAAUGAGGUCAGUGUCCUGAACAAUCUGUGCCAACGCUACACCAACAUGAGGAUCUAUGUGAACACCUGGGGCUGCGGACAGAAGGAUGGCUUCCUGCAGGUGCUGGUGGCCACACUCAGCAAGAGAUGUAAGGAAGUUUGGACUGUCACUAAAAAGAAGGAUGAUGUCCAGCAGAUGAAUCCACCUAAAUUCUGCCAGACAAGUGACAUGGUGGACAUGACCUUCUUGAAUGAGGUCAGUGUCCUGAACAAUCUGUGCCAACGCUACACCAACAUGAGGAUCUAUGUGAACACCUGGGGCUGCGGACAGAAUGAUGGCUUCCUGCAGGUGCUGGUGGCCACACUCAGCAAGAGAUACAAUCCCUAUAUGUCGCUGCCCAUCUACAGGGCCGGUAUGGUCAACGCGUACAAAGGCAGGAAGUGCACAGAGAUGCGGCCCCACCUCUUCUCCCUCUCGGACAACGCCUACCACGACAUGCUCAUGGAUUGUGAAUAUCAGUCUAUGCUAAUCACCAGAGAAUGUGGUGCUGGCAAGACUGAAAACACGAAGGUCAUCCAGUAUUUGGACAGCCUCGGAGGAACUGGCAAACAGUCCUCAGAUGGAACGGGGUCCCUAGAGGAUCGAAUCAUCCAGGCAAACCCUGUGCUGGAGGCCUUCAGGAGCAACAACGCCUCCUGCUCUGGCAGGUUCAUCCGAAUCCACUCCGGAACUACAGGCAGACAGGCUGGAGCUGACAUGGAGAGCUAUUUCUUAGAGAAAUCUCAUGUCAUCUCUCAGCAAACAGCUGAGAGGGGCUACCACAUUUUCUACCAGUACCAGUCUAACAAGAAGCCUGAACUUAUUGAGACUUUGCUGCUAGUCCCCCACCAGGAGUACCACUGAGUGAGCCAGGGCAUCACCAGGGUGGAAAACAUGGACUACGGGGAGGAGCGGCAGAUCACAGAUGUUGCCUUUGAUGUGCUAGGCUUCAGUGCUGAAGAGAAGAUGGGCAUUUAUAAGCUGACUGGGGGCAUCAUGCACUUUGACAACAUGAAGUUCAAGCAGAAGCCAAGAGAGGAGCAAGCUGAAGUGGACACCCCGGGGGUGACUGGCAAAGUCGCCCACCUCAUGGGUCUCAAUUCCAGGAAGCUCCAGAAGGGCAUCACCAGGCCCCGGGUCAAAGCAGGCAAUGCGUCUGGGCAGAAGGGCCAGAACACGGAACGACGCAGCAACGCCAUCGCCCUGGUCAAGGCCACCUAUGAAAAGAUGUUCAAGUGGCAGGUGGUCAGUAUCAAUAAGACCUUGGACAUCAAGAUGCAGAGGCAGUUCUUCAUCGGGGUGCUGGACAUCGCCGGCUUCGAGAUCUUUAAGGUGUCACAAUUCAACAGCUUUGAACAGCUGUGCAUCAACGUCACCAACAAGAAGCUGCAGCAGUUCUUCAACCACCGCAUGUUCGUGCUGGAGCAGGAGUCCAAGAGGGAGGGCCCUGAAUGGCCCAUGGGCAUCUUCUCCAUCUUGGAGGAAAAGUGUGUCUUCCCCAAGGCCACUGGCGCCGUAUUCAAGGCGGCCAUGUACGACAACCACCUGGGCAAGUCCAGCAACUCCCUCAAGCCCAAGGCGGGGAAGGGCCCGGGGCGGGCCCACUUCCAGCUCGUCCGCUGCGCAGGCACUGUGGGUUACAACAUCACAGGCUGGCUGGAGAAGAACAAAGACCCCCUGAAUGAGACAGUGGUGGGCUUGUUACAGAAAUCAAGCCUGGUGCUCCUGGGCCUUCUCUUCAAAGAAAAGGAUUCCUCAGCUGGAAGCAAGAAGAAGAAGAAAGGGUUCUUCAUGACCAUCUCCAGCUUCUGCAGCGAGCAGCUGAACACACUGAUGGCCACCCUCCACGGCACCUGCCCCCACUUUGCCCACUGCAUUGUCCCCAGUGAGUUCGAGCCACCAGGCACAACAUGGGGGCCUGUCUCCCUGCGUGGUGGAUGCAAUGGAGUCCUGGAAGGCAUCCGUAUUUGCAGGAAGGGCUUCCUGAACAGGAUGCAGUACCCAGAGUUCAAACAGAGGUGAUACCAAGUGCGGAACCCCAGUGUGAUUCCUCUGGGGCUCACAGACAACAAGGAAGCCUCAAAGCUGCUUCUGGGGUCCACUGACCUGGGUGAAUACAAAACUGGACACACCAAGGAGAUAAAGGAACUGCUUGAUCAGCUGGGUACAGGACAGAGCAUGCAUGAGAUGCAGAAAUUGAAGAAAAAAUUGGAGACUGAGAAGGGAGAGCUCCAGGUGGCUCUGGAAGAAACUGAGUCCCUGAAGGUUGAAGACAGCAAGGUGAUUCAAAUUCAGCUGGAACUGGCCCAGGUUAAAGCUGACAUUGACUGGAAAAUCCAUGAGAAAGAAGAGGAAUUUGAAGCUACGAGGUAUAACCACCAGUGGGCAAUCGAGUCUUUGCAAGCCAGCCUGGAGGUGGAGGCCAAGGGCCAGGCAGAGGCACUUCGGCUCAAGAAGAAGAUACAGACAGAUCUGAAUGAGAUGGAAAUCCCGCUGGACGAUGCUAACAAGAAAAACAGCAAACUUGUGAAGACACUGCAAAGGCUGCCACAGCAAAUGAAGGACCUGCAGGUCCAGAUGGAUGAGGAUGCCCGGCAGCACGAGGAGCUGAGGGAACGAUACAAUGUGCAGGAGCGGCACCUGAGCCUCCUACAGACGGAGCUGGAGGAGGGGCGCUCCAGCCUGGAGGGCAGCAAGCAUUCCUGCAGGCUGGAACAUGUGGUGGCGAUCACUGAGCAGCACAGCGAGGUCAACGUCCAAAACCAAAGCCUCCUCGUGGUCAAGUGCAAGCUGGAGUCCAAUGUCCGGUGCAUCUCCACUGAGCAUGAGUUGCUCAUCAGUGAGUUCGGCUCAGCUGACAAGAGGGCCAACACACCCCCACAUUGUUUUUCUUGUGAAACCUUCAUAAGAAUGUAUAUCAAUGAUACCUUAAAAAAAAAAGGAAUGAGUGGGCAAAACAACUUGCUGAAGGCCACACAGGGGCAGGUACCAGCCUGCAUCCCCUAUCCCAGAUCAUGCCUUCCCCACCCUCUGGGCUGUGCCCCUCAAGGCGCAGAGAGCAAUGAGUGUGGUUGGGCAGAACCAGCUGGGGAGCCCGCGGGACUGGCUGGCCUGCCUCCUCCACCUUUUCCUCGGAGCACCAGGCGUCCCCUCCCCCAAACCCCAGGAGCAUGUCAGCGAGGCUCGCCUCAUGAACCCCUUAGCUUCCCAGGAGACAAGGUGGCUGUCUCUCAAAGGCUCUAUGAGCCGGGAAGGGAACCCCGCUCCAGCUCCUGCUCUCCUCCCAGCCGCCCACCCUGCAGCUGCCGCACAGUGGAAGAACUGCAGCGAGAGCAGGACCACUGCAUGCACCUGCAGAGAAUCAAGAAGAAGAAUGAGAUCACCAUCAAAGACUUGCAGGCCGAGAUGGAGGAGGCUGAGCAGCUGAAAGGAGGGAAGCACAGGAUCGUGAAGCCGGAAGCCAAGCUGAGGGAACAGGAGACUGAGCUGGAUGGCAAGCAGGAAUGGCACGUGGAGAUGGACAAGACGCUGCGGAAGAACGAGUGCCACCUCAAAGACCUUGUCUUGACAGAGGGGGACCACAACACCAACCAGCGCCUGCAGGAGCUGGUGGAGAAGCUGCAGAACAAGCUGAAGGUGCACAGCAGCAGAUUGAAGAGUGCCCAGUUGCAGGUCAACCAGACCUUGGCUUGCUACAGGAAGACAGUGUGCGAGCUGGAUGACGCCAAGGAGCGGGCCAGCAUGGCCGAGACCACUCGCAACAAGCUGUUCACCAGACACCACAUGGCUGGCAAAGGCAUUAUCUCAGUGGAGAUCAUCCAGGUGUCCAAGACAGGCUCCUUCAAAACCAUUUCUGAGGAGGGCCUCUGUGUUCCUCCCCACAGCCAGGAGGUGGUAUGGCUCCACUCUCCACGCCCAAGUUCCAAGUUCACCUGCCCUGCUCCUGUUGUGCGCCUUCCCACUUCUCUGCUUCCCAGCUUCCAGUCUGCCAGGGCCUGAUCUCCUGCUUCAGGAACCCCAAAGCUUCCCUUGUCCCUCCAGCUGCAGCACUCCCUCUGGCUUCUCAAAGCUCUUGCGUGGUGCUGUCCACCUGAAUCACAGGUACUGGUGGUCAUGACACUCCCCCAGCUGAGCAGAAGCUCUGUGAAGGCAGGUCCCUCAUCUAAUGCCACCUGACACGAAACCCGGCAAAUAGGCACAAAGUACAUGUUUGUUUUCAGUGGAGGUCCACAGGGACAUCUGCAAGCUCACGGGCAGGGUAUAUUCACCUUCACACCCCUACAGAAUCAUUAGCCCUGAGCAUUUCAGUACCAUCUGAAUUUAGGUUUCUAACAUUAAGGAAAUAAUAAUCAUGGCUACCAUUUCUUGAGCACUGAAUACAAGUGGGAUUUUAGGUGGACAAUUUAUAAUAAUCCUUUCUUAUCUCAGAAUCAGUUUUCCUUAACUAGAAUCAACUGAGAAAACAAUACAGACCAAUGUAUAAAAGUCAAAAAGCUAGUUGUAUUAUGCUAUAAUUCUAGAUUGAGAAUUUAAUGGGUGUCCACCAUGGGCAUCCUUGUUCUUCACCCCAGAAUUAAAGGUGCCGACAAAGCUGAACAACCACAGCCCAGCUCCCUGGGGAGCAGCCUCUGUUCCAUGAGGAGGAAUGGCCAGAACCCACUGACCCUGCAGCUAGAUUCAAAGGAGACCAGAGGGGGUUCAACCCUGUUUUCCUGGUUCCUUCUUAAAUCUCAGGCUAAAUCAUUCUUCCCAUGACAGGAGCAAGGGAAAGGUGAGGAGAGAGGCAAAGAACAUGAUUUGAGAGCAGGGGUUCCCAGAACACGGUCCUCUGGACCAGCUGCAUCAGCUUGCCCAGGGGAGUUAGCAUUCUGAGCUUCACUCUGACCUGCUGCAUUAAAGCCUGGGGUGGACCCAGCAUCUAUGGUGAGCCAGCCCUCCAGGUAUUCAUAGCGAUGGUCAAGUCUGCGAACAAAUGCUGCAGCAGAAAUCCCUUGUGGAGAAACAGAGCCAGGGAAUGGAGGUUUCUCCUACUUUUACAAGAGCCAGGCAUGUGGUAAGUGUUUUUCACAGUCUUUUUUAUCCUAUGAGGUAGAUACAAACAUCUCCAUUUCUCAAGUAAGGAAAAUGAGCUCAGAGAAGUUCAGUGACUUGCCCAUGGUCAUACCAGCCCCCUGCCUUGCAAAGGCAAGCUUUUAUUAUUAUAUUAUAUAAUUUUUUAUUUCAACUACUGUUUAGCUUUAAUCAGGAUGACUCAAGAUCAAGGACCUGGCUCGGGUUGUGAGGAGCAGGGAGAUGGAGUCUCCCUGCUGAUGGGCUGAUGCUCUACCUCUGCGAAUUCGGGGAACCUUUUCUGGCUUCAUGUUCAGACAUCUGAUUGAACCAGCCCUCAGUUAGGGUAAAGUUCCCUGCUCAUUUACAGCUCUCUCUCUCUCUCUCUCUCUCUCUCUCUCUCUUUCAGGGCUGGGCAGUUUGGAUUGUAGCCAAAUGUGAUAACCCACUGACCUCUGAAUUCAAGCUGAGGCUUUUCUUGCCAGUUGGUUAGGGAGGAAACAAAAAAUAGAACAGAAUAUCUUUCCUUAAUUCUCUUACUCUCAAGUAAUGAUUAGCUUGGGAAUAUAGGGAAACCAGAGGCUUAUCUCUGGAUGAAGCACAUGACUGUGUAACUAUCUCCCUCAGGCCAAACACCUGAAAGGAGUCCCUCUCCUAAGCUCUCACCUUGGCAGGGGUUUACUCGUUGGCUGCUUCCCAUACCACCCAGAUGCAGGAGUUUUAGCUCCUUCCACCUGCUAAGUUUUAGUGGCCAGUAUUAGACACCCUGUAAAGCAGAUCCCCUGCCUUGGCUUGGUGACUUUAUUCCUGGGCUCUGCUGGCCCUGAUCGUUGGUCUGUCUCCUUCCACACCCCCAGGCCACAGCACUGCCCACAGUACCCACUGGUGAUGCGGCUGGGCCCCUGGGGUCUGCUCGCCAAGUCCCGAUCCAUCUUCACUCUUUGCCAUUUCCCCUCAUUGGCCACAGGGCUAGAUUAGCCAUGAGAUGUCUAAAGCAAACUAGUACACGAGUCAGCAUUGAGCCAACAUCCCACAGAAUUUUCCAAAGUGGCACUGUAUUCGGUCCCAUAAAUACUGACCAAGCUCUGAAUAUGGGAUAGACCUAUACUGUGGGCUACAGAGAUGAAUAAGAAAGAAUGUCCUCCAUCGUGGAGCUCAGAAUCAGGCAGAGAGGUAGAUGCACACUUCAAUCACAAGGCUGUGAGCAAAUGUUCUGUGACAUGUGGUGUUUACAUCUCACGGGAAGAGAUCACAGGGGAGGAGCCACUGGUUUUACCUGCGGUGGCUGAAUGCAGCAGCUCCACAGAGAAUGUGACCCGCACA
Manis javanica (Malayan pangolin) is the source of this 6684-nucleotide messenger RNA. NCBI's taxonomy places the organism in Eukaryota, Metazoa, Chordata, Mammalia, Pholidota, Manidae. The record is from RefSeq and is a predicted model, not a curated record.